AUGAGUGCCUCAGCACUGUUGAAGAGCCGUGUGCGGCGGCCCUCGUACUUGAAGAAGCUUGCUAAAGCUGAAGAUCUUCUGCACCACUUCCCCAAUGGCGCCUACAUUGGAUGGUCUGGAUUCACUGGCGUUGGAUACCCCAAGAUGGUUCCAGUCGCCAUGGCCGACCACGUUGAGAAGAAUGGCCUAGAGGGGCAGUUGAAGUACAACUUGUUCGUGGGUGCUUCCUCCGGCGCGGAGACAGAGAACCGCUGGGCUCGCUUGAACAUGAUUGAGCGACGCAGCCCUCACCAAGUUGGAAAGGAAAUCGCCAAGGGAAUCAACAAUGGACAGAUUAAAUUCUUCGAUAAGCAUCUGAGCAUGUUUCCCUCGGACUUGGUCUAUGGCUGGUACACCCUGAACAAGCCAGAGCCCAGAAUCGACGUGGCCGUCAUUGAGGCUUCGGCCAUCACCGAAAACGGUGGUAUCAUUCCCGGUGCCUCUGUCGGUGCCUCGCCUGAGCUCGUCCAAAUGGCCGACAAGGUCAUCAUCGAGGUCAACACCUCCAGCCCUUCUUUCGAGGGUCUGCACGACAUCGUGGGAUCUGACCUGCCUCCCGGCCGGAAGCCCUACCUCAUCAUGGCCCCCGAGGACCGUAUCGGAACUUCUUACAUCCCCGUUGACCCUGAGAAGGUCGUUGCCAUCGUCGAGUCCAACUACCCGGACCAGACCCAGCCCAACGCCCCAGAGGAUGAGGGCUCCCAGGCCAUCGCAACCAAUCUGAUUGAAUUCCUCAAGCACGAAGUCAACCACGGUCGCCUCCCACCCAACCUCCUCCCCAUUCAAUCCGGCAUCGGAAACAUCGCCAACGCAGUCGUCGGCGGUCUCAGCAAGGGCGGCGCCGACUUCAAGAACCUCAAAGUCUGGACCGAAGUCCUCCAAGACUCCUUCCUGGACCUCUUCGACAGCGGCAACCUGGACUUCGCAACAGCAACCUCAAUCCGCUUCUCCCCAGACGGCUUCAAGCGCUUCUACGACAACUGGGAAAAAUACGCCGGAAAGCUCCUCCUCCGCUCCCAACAAGUCUCCAACUCCCCCGAAAUCAUCCGUCGCCUCGGCUGCAUCGGAAUGAACACCCCCGUCGAAGUAGACAUCUACGCCCACGCAAACUCAACCUGCGUAAUGGGCUCCCGCAUGCUGAACGGCCUAGGUGGCUCUGCAGACUUCCUCCGGAACUCCAAGUACAGCAUCAUGCACACGCCCAGUGUUCGUCCUUCCAAGACCGAUCCCACUGGUGUUAGUUGUAUCGUUCCUUUCGCUACCCACAUCGAUCAGACAGAGCAUGACCUCGAUGUUAUUGUUACUGAGCAGGGUCUGGCUGAUGUUCGUGGUUUGUCGCCUAGGGAGCGUGCUCGUGUCAUUAUCAAGAAGUGCUCGCACCCUGAUUACUACCCCAUUCUCACGGAUUACCUUGAUCGUGCGGAAUUCGAGUGUCUGCGUAAGGGUAUGGGCCAUGAGCCCCAUAUGCUUUUCCAGGCUUUCAAGAUGCAUCAGAACUUGCAGGAGAAGGGUACUAUGAAGAUUGACUCUUGGGAGUAG
Molecule: messenger RNA, 1578 nt
Organism: Penicillium salamii
Lineage: Eukaryota; Fungi; Ascomycota; Eurotiomycetes; Eurotiales; Aspergillaceae
Source: the annotation of a GenBank genome assembly